Metschnikowia bicuspidata var. bicuspidata NRRL YB-4993 is the source of this 1690-nucleotide messenger RNA. It is a transcript of the gene HRQ2, whose product is annotated as Hrq2p. NCBI's taxonomy places the organism in Eukaryota, Fungi, Ascomycota, Pichiomycetes, Serinales, Metschnikowiaceae. Bases 101 to 1255 code for a protein of 384 amino acids. The transcript has a single exon. The record is from RefSeq and is a predicted model, not a curated record.
CCGUAGCGGGUUUCUACAUAAAGACAAUACUCCCCGAGCAACAUUCGUUGUUCUGGUCACUGACAGAUUUCGUUUGCAUUUGCCUCGACACCUCCGCCACAUGUUACAAUUUUCAUUUCUGGUUGAAAAUGUGUUGUUAGCAACCGCCAUUCUUAUCCUGACCAUAGUAUUUGCAAAAGGAUUGCGGUAUAGCUUGAAGCCAAAAACAAACCUUGAAAAUUCUAAAGCAAAUUUAUUUACGGUCGCCCCAGUAUCUCUGGACUUCAAAUGGGAUGAAGAAGCACCACUUAAGUCAUAUCCUUUCAAGGACAAAGAGUACAAAUUGACGAUGGGUAUUCGCAACAUUGACAUCUCAGAAUGGCUUUUGAUCGAGAACACGUACCUUAAGCGCAUAGAGGAAAAAACCAAAAUCACAACGAACAGUCACCCUGCAUACCCUGCGAGUAGAGAUUUGAAGAAAAGCACUGUUUUUAGUUCGCCAGAAGCUGAGGCAGCUGUGAGAGAAUUCUACGACAUUGCCAUAACUUACAUGUGCGAGAAGUAUCCAAUGUAUUUCGAACAUGUUGAUGACCAGAUCAAAAAUCGCAUUACUAAUGAACUGAUUCCAGCAAAAUCUUCUUGCGUCAAAGAUCACAAAGAUUUGCUCCCCUACUUGAUUCGCACUAUUGAGGAGGAUUUUAUUAUCCUCUUGAAGGACUCCUCAAAGAAGGACCAGCCCUACGGUGAAGAAUACUACUUCAAAGCUGGUGUAUUUGCCUUCGCCGCGGGAUUUGAUCCGGCGGAUAAAUUCAACCAGCCCCUCACUAUGAUCCAUAAGCCAAUUCCUGGAUAUGAGUCAAAGCUUAAAUUAUCAAUGAACCGAUUUUUUGAUAAAAUUAAAACAGGCGCAUUAGUAUCCCGCUCCAAUUUCUCCAUUCAAACACACGCUAAAUUUUUUGUUGAUGACGAAAAUAAGGGGUAUCACUUGACGGAAGAAGAAUUAAACACACCCAUCCCAUUUGAAAACCUCAACUUUGAGAAACAGGUUCAUUACCGAAGCGAGAGACAAGUUCUCACGAAGCUUCCCGAAUCUGAAGCUAUUGUCUUCACUAUUAGAACCUAUUUGCAUCCGAUGAGUGAUUUUGCUGAAAACAUGGAGGCUGCAAAUCGACUCCGUGGUACGCUUGAUAAGUUUCCAGAUGAUAUGGCUCGCUACAAAAAUAUCACACAGCCCAGACCUGCCGUGAUGAGAUAUAUUGACGAGUUACUGGUGUAGCUUUGCUAUCUCAUCCUUUGCUUCCUCCCACACCUCGAUAUUUCUUUUUGCCCACGUGAUGAAAAUUCGGUUAUAGUUUAAAAGAAUUUGAAACAUCAACUUGAGUUCAUUUUUUCUAAAGUUUUCUGCGUUUUGGUUCAACUCGUCCGCAAUGUAUGAAAUGUCUUGCAUCAUGACUUGUUGACAUUUUUCAAGAAUGCCUAUCCGCUCUUGCAAUUGAGUGAUUCUCUGCUUUCUUGUUAACUCCGGGUUUUGAUCCAUGAUAUCCGAGACAUAUUUGGUAAUCUUUUUCAUAGAUCCUAUGCUAGGUAAAAAUCUUGUUUUAGAGCUUGAUUUUUCUGGAAUAAAGAGAUUUUGGCUUGUUCCGAGACUGUAGGCUGGACUUUUGUUUAAAGACUGGGUCUGGAUACCCCUCUCAAUCCUACCGACUUCCAU